UCAGUGCGCAGGGAACGAGGGAGAGCGAGCACACAGCACACAGCACAAGUCUGGCGUGAGGCAUCACUCACCGUUCUCAGGCACAGCCCUUUCUCAGCAAGUUUCCAGCCAUGACCAACACUGUAUUCGGGAGCAAUACGACCCGCUGGGUCUGCCCUAAUGACCGGCAGCUCACUCUCCGAGCAAAUGAGAAUGAACAGCUGGGGGCCGGCUGGUCGGUGCACACGAACAAGACGGAGAAGCAGAGGAAGAGUGAGGAGCUGACCGAGGAAGAGAAGGAAAUCAUCAACAGGGUGAUCGCCCGGGCGGAGAAGAUGGAGGAGAUGGAGCAGGACCGAAUCGGCCGACUGAUGGACCGCUUGGACAGCAUGCGAAAGAACGUUCUUGGAGAUGGCCUCUCCCGCUGCAUCCUGUGCGGGGAGCAGCUCGGGCUGCUGGGAUCGCACUCUGUAGUGUGUGAAGACUGUAAAAAGAACGUUUGCACCAAAUGUGGAAUUGAAACACCCAGCCGACCCCGAUCCAUCUGGCUGUGCAAGAUUUGCAGCGAACAACGAGAGGUCUGGAAACGUUCUGGUGCUUGGUUCUUCAAAGGUUUGCCGAAGCAGGGACUGCCUGAAUCAAUCCCUGUUGACAAGCAGAAUGCACAGCUGGUCAAAGCAGAACAUCCUUCACAGGAACCUCCCGGUGCUGAGCAGAACCCUUCCCACAACUGGACUCAGAGCAGAGGUCAAGCUGAAGGUGGUGCCCCAGCCGAGCACGGAGAUACGGAUGAGAAGGGAGGAAUCCGCAGAAAGUCAGGCAUGGAAGUCGAGCCUGGGCCUGCAGGCCGCGGUGCUCCCAGCUACACUUCUUCAGGAGCCUGGCCGGCAGAGCCACGCAUGGUGGCAGGCAGUGAAUGCGGAGGAGGUGAGGGUCAGGACGGGUACAGUGGUGACAUGGAGGGAAGCAGCAACAGGAGCCCAGCAGCCGGACGGCGCCACUCUCCAGCUCCAAGCUCCCGAGCUCCUGCUACCCAACACCAGCCUGCUGCUACACAGCCUCCCCAAGCAAGUGGCCCUGCAACCUAUAGACCAAGUCAGGGAUCAACUCCCAGAUACCCCGAGCAGAAGCCAACAGUGGGCUCCCCGGCCCUGUCACAUUCCGUGCCCAGUCAGCCCCCCCCAACAGUCGACUUGGGAUACGUGGCAGCGAAGGAAGAGAGAGGCGUCAGGCAAUCCAGCCAGUUUGCUGCACCCAGCGGCAGCCCCCCACUGCCUCCCUCCCACCAACAGCAACAGCAGGAUGAAGAGGAUGAGGAGGCUUACGAUUCGGAUGAACCCACGACACUGGGAGCACUGGAGUUCAGUCUGAUAUAUGACCAGGUCAACAACGCUCUGCACUGCACCAUCGUAAGAGCAAAGGGGCUGAAACCUAUGGAUUCUAAUGGCUUAGCUGAUCCGUAUGUGAAAGUUCAUCUCCUGCCUGGAGCCAGCAAGUCGAACAAGCUGCGCACAAAGACUCUGCGCAACACUCGAAACCCAGUGUGGAACGAGCGGCUAACGUACCAUGGAAUCAUCGAGGAUGACAUGCUGAGGAAGACUCUCAGGAUCUCUGUCCUGGAUGAGGACAAAUUUGGUCACAAUGAAUUCAUUGGAGAGACCAGGGUUUCUCUGAAAAAACUCAAGCCUAAUCAAGUAAAGAACUUCAACAUCUGCCUGGAGAGAGUGGUGCCGGUUAAGCGAGGUUCUACGGCCGGCUCCUCACGAGGAAUGUCACUUUACGAGGAUGAGGCUGAGUAUGGUGCUGAAACGGAAGAGCGGGGCCGAAUCCUCAUCUCGCUCCUGUACAGCAGUCAGCAGGGCGGCCUGAUCGUGGGAAUUAUACGCUGCGUUCAUUUGGCUGCCAUGGAUGCCAAUGGAUACUCUGACCCCUUUGUCAAAAUCUGUCUCAAGCCUGACAUGGGAAAAAAGGCCAAGCAAAAAACACAGACCAAGAAAAAGACACUGAACCCUGAAUUUAAUGAGGAAUUCUUCUAUGACAUUAAGCACAGUGACCUGGCUAAGAAAACCCUGGCGUUUUCCGUGUGGGAUUACGACAUUGGCAAAACCAAUGAUUACAUCGGCAGUAUUAUUCUGGGCAUCAAUGCCAAAGGAGACUGCUUGAAGCACUGGUACGAAUGCCUGAAGAACAAGGAUAAGAAGACUGAACGCUGGCACACACUAUAUAAUGCAAACCCUAUCCCCAGUGAUUGAGGAGUAUCCACUCGAGCCAAGGUUUUACUUACCACCAUUAUUCACUUCCUUUACCAUUCCUCUUCUUUGUUCCUCUCCUCCUGCUUAAGUCACUUUGAUGAAGGGUUACCAGCUUCAUGAAAAAUAUUUAACCAACAUGAAUCCUUUGUUGACAUACUCGAUAUGUGUUGACAUAAUCCCUCUGGAACAUCACCACAUCAGACAUGCAAGCUGCCACUGUGAGAAAAAUUAUGCACGAUUCUUCCGGCAUUAUUUAUCUUAAAAAUGGGUGCCAAAUUAUGUACUGGAAAGAGUUUAUUCCAUUACGUUCCUACAUGGGUUUGUGUCUCUGUGUAGACUUUAAGUAAAUAAACUCACUCUGGUAAGAACCAGCUGAACUACACAUUGAGCUGAAGGGACCAUGGGCGCAUUUUGCUAGUUAAAUGCUAGGAUAAAUCUUUACCAGUACAGGCAGGAGACUAGUCUAUUGCCUCUGGGAAGCAACCCUCAGUUUUCAACCCCACCUGCUGACCUACACUCGCCUGGGCAGCUCUGGCACAGCUGGUAGAGAUGCUGCAUCACAGCGUCCGAGACCCAGUUUUGAUCCUGACCUUGCACGCUGUCGAUGGAGUUUACACAUCUCCCUCUGACGGCAUGCAUUUCCUCCGGGUGUUCCAGUUUCUUGGUCCUCCAAAAUAUUCCAAAUGGAAUAUUUCCUCCCACAUCCCAAACACAUGGGGUCUUUAGGUUAAUUUAUCUCUGUAAAUUUGCGCCUAAUGUGUAGGGAGUGGAGGAGAAAGUGGAAUAACAUAGAACUAGUGUGAACGACUGAUCGGUG
Amblyraja radiata (thorny skate) is the source of this 3048-nucleotide messenger RNA. Its product is annotated as rabphilin-3A-like. The transcript has 22 exons. The record is from RefSeq and is a predicted model, not a curated record. Gene Ontology annotation, biological process: exocytosis; spontaneous neurotransmitter secretion; intracellular protein transport. Gene Ontology annotation, molecular function: small GTPase binding. The coding region runs from base 111 to 2231 and encodes 706 amino acids. Lineage: Eukaryota; Metazoa; Chordata; Chondrichthyes; Rajiformes; Rajidae. Gene Ontology annotation, cellular component: postsynaptic membrane; neuron projection; synapse.